Molecule: messenger RNA, 5259 nt
Organism: Leptonychotes weddellii (Weddell seal)
Lineage: Eukaryota; Metazoa; Chordata; Mammalia; Carnivora; Phocidae
Source: RefSeq, a predicted model, not a curated record
AUGUGGGUGAGGAAGCCAAGCUGGGGACUUGAUAAGUCACAUGACUUUUUUCUGUUUCCCUCCCAGCUAGAAGCUGGCCACUCAGGCCGGUUGGAGAAAACAGAAGAUCUGUGGUUGAAGGUUCGGAAAGAUCAUGCCCCACGCCUGGCUCGCCUUUCUUUGGAAAGCCGUUCUUUACAGGACGUCUUGCUGCAUCGUAAACCUAAACUGGGACAGGAGCUAGGCCGGGGCCAAUAUGGUGUGGUGUACCUGUGUGACAAUUGGGGAGGACACUUCCCUUGUGCCCUCAAGUCGGUCGUCCCUCCAGAUGAGAAGCACUGGAAUGACCUGGCUUUGGAGUUCCACUACAUGAGGUCUCUGCCGAAGCACGAGCGCUUGGUGGAUCUGCAUGGCUCGGUCAUCGACUACAGCUACGGCGGCGGCUCCAGCAUCGCUGUGCUGCUCAUCAUGGAGCGGCUGCACCGGGACCUCUACACUGGGCUGAAGGCCGGGCUGAUGCUGGAGACCCGUCUGCAGAUAGCACUAGAUGUGGUGGAAGGGAUCCGCUUCCUGCACAGCCAGGGACUCGUGCACCGUGAUAUCAAGCUAAAAAAUGUCCUGCUGGACAAGCAGAACCGUGCCAAGAUCACUGACUUAGGAUUCUGCAAGCCAGAGGCCAUGAUGUCAGGCAGCAUUGUGGGGACGCCAAUCCAUAUGGCCCCUGAACUUUUCACAGGGAAGUAUGAUAAUUCCGUCGAUGUCUACGCCUUUGGCAUUCUCUUCUGGUAUAUCUGCUCGGGCUCUGUCAAGCUCCCUGAAGCAUUUGAGAGGUGUGCCAGCAAAGACCAUCUCUGGAACAACGUGCGGAGAGGGGCCCGGCCAGAGCGUCUUCCUGUGUUUGACGAGGAGUGCUGGCAGUUGAUGGAGGCCUGCUGGGACGGGGACCCCUCUCAGAGACCUCUCUUGGGCAUCGUCCAGCCCAUGCUCCAGGGCAUCAUGGACCGGCUAUGCAAGUCAAAUUCUGAGCAGCCAAACAGAGGACUCGAUGAUUCUACUUGAAAGCAAAGACCUUUCUCCUUUACUCUCUAUUUCUUCCCCUCACCUUUUGGCCAUGGGAAGAAUUUGACAUUUAUUCAGAGAGCUCCCGAGGGAACUGAUGCUUGCUGGGCAGCUUGAGACCUUCCCAGGCAGUGGUGCCUCCUGGAUAGUGAAGAGUUGGCUGGCUGUGGGUCACGUUCAGCAGCUCACUGAUGCCCCAAGCCAUCCCAUUAGCAAAAGAUUGUCUAGGACACGUAAACGCCGAAGAAUGCAAUGUUCCAGCCUCAGAACUGAAAAGGAGGCAAAUGUACCAAUUGUCUGUUCACUGUAUGUUGCUAAGACAGGCGGGACACUGCAGUGGCGAUAGUAUUAAAAACUAUAAUUUUCGUAAUUUUGGCUCUAGCUAGGAAUAGUUUGGUUCUAUCGCAUCGUCAGGACCCUUAGGAAAUUUGAACUUAGUUCCGGGAUUGUGAGAACGUAGGAGCAAAACAGCGACUUGCUGCUCCCCGCACCCGGAUCUCAGGUUGCAGCGGCCAGAGGACCCAGUGAGGGGGCUGGAAACAGAGCUUGUCUGUUCAUUCUGGUGCCAGUGUGUUUACAUUUAUAGGACUGACUUCUGGGGGUGGGUGUCACAGUUCCAUCACCAAGAGGCCACAAAAAGAAAAAAAAAUGUGAAUACACAUGUAUAUAUAUACACAUAUGUGAUUGGAUUUUGAGUUACUGCUAACCCCAGGAUAGAAUCUCUUCUUCUUCCCUUUGGUCUUGAUUUUUUCCCCACCGUUUUUGGUCUCAAGAUGGGGAAACUCCAGUUAACAUGGUAUCUGGGGAUGAGUAUCUGAGUAAAACUGACCGGUACGGAGUAACUGGUGAGACCGGAGACGUGGGCAGUGAUCUGGAGGCCGUGGGCUUCCCUGCAAACCUACUAGGAGGAUACCAGGUUGUUUCUAAAACUUAGAAGGAUCAAAAAUUCCCAUUUUUGUGUUUGAAUCUAACCCACUGAUGUUUUUAAAUUCCAUCAAUGAGCUUUUUAACCAAGAUUUCUUUUGCAACUCGUCCCUUCAUUUUACUUUAUUUUGAAUAUAACUUAAGAAGGAAAGCACCAGAUGAAAGAGAAUGCUUUUUGUAGCUCUGUGUGUUCCUUUCACAUCUGUGUGUGCGCGUCUGGGACAGUCCCUCCCCUUCGGCUGGGAGGCGUGCUGGUGGGCUUUUGGAGCGUGUGUCAGGAAGUGUGCCUAGGUGGGGAAAUUCUGGAGGGGGACAAUUUACAUGUUGAUGCAUCUCAGAUCUUGACUUAAAGCCUCACUCAACCGAAAUGGUCCAUUUGAUUUAGAACACCAGGUGGGUGAAGGAAUAGACAGUGGAGGUGAGUAGCCUCCGUCCAUCUGCCUAAUUUCCAAGCACUGUGGUCUCUCCCCUGUGCCUGGCCCCCAAGUCUGUGAAGCAGGUCCCUGAGUAGGUGUGUAAGGAAAUGGGCAGAUUUGCUGCUAGAAUUUUGUAGGGUUGUUUCUGAGAGAAUGACCAUCUUUUAAACGUUGAGUAUAAAUGACAUCUACAAGAAAUUUUUCAUAUAACUCUUAAAGUUCAGUUUUCACUCUUUGACUCUGCUGGGCUCUGAUGAUGAUACACUUGAGCGUAGUAAGCCUCCAAGCACUUGGAGCCCUUUAGAAACUCCGUACAGUGCUAAGAACCUUUUUACUUGCAAACGGUAAAGUGACCGACCCAGUGUCUUUGGGUUCUGUAUGAGCUCCAGCCUUGUUCUGGUGGAAUGUUCAGUAGAUCUCUUAGAAUUGUUAACAGCCAUUUGUAGCUUUACUUCUUCAAGUCACUCUAUUCUUGUCUGCAUUAACUUGUUUGUCCUCCUGGGGACUAUGAUGGGGCUUCCAGGAAGCCAGGUUUUCAAGUUUAAAAAGGAGAGGUGAAUAGUGUCUACCUGCCGAAAAAUCAGUCUGUUCUGUACGAAAUUUCAGGAAAGGUCUUCUAUAGUUCCCUUUCCCAGAGACUCUUCCUUUACUCCAGCUCAAAUCAGGAGUCUGUGCUUACGUUGUGGAAGCCACAUUUCUAACAUUCUUCCAAAGUCUUAGUUCCUACCCCCAUUCAUGCAGGGGCUGGUGGGGGGGGGUAGGUUUUCCUCUACCCAGUGUCCCUUUUCAGUUUGUCCCCUCCCUGCAGCUUAAUCUGCUCUCAGGCACCAGUUUCCUAGCAGAUUCCCACAUUUUUUGCCUGAGUGAGAAGGGAGGAUGGGAGGGACUAAUGCUAAGUAAGACAGUAGUUGUUGUUAACAAUUCAUUACAAAAAAGUAUUUUGAGAAAAGGUGCAAGAUAUUCCUGAAGAUCUCCAGGCCAGCCAAAGUCCAUGUAGAGAUAUUUGGAGGUGUUUUUUGAACACUCAGCGGGCUGAGUGUGGGAAUACAUAUAUAUAACACAUACAUACUUUGCUUUUGUUUUAUAACAUUGUCAGCUAAUUUGGGAUUCUUUGUUCCUUGGCACCCAUUAUUACUAAAGUGAUGGAAUGCCAUGAAAUGUACUGUACUGUAUAUUACUUGGGAAGACACUAGGUAUUCAAAGAAGUCUGGGGGCACUUGGGCUGUAGCGGGCUCAACAAGACCAAAGUCCUAAAGAUUUUACCUCCUAGCUUUGGUUGUAUGUGCUCCCGAGUGGUGAGGUGAGAUUGUGGCUGGGGGAAGAGGAAGGAUGGGACGGGUUACCCUUACUGUGUUCUGUCCUUCUAAUCAACUUCAUUAGGGCAACUUACCCCAGCCUGAAAAUGAUCACCUGGCCAUUUUUAACACGCUUGAAGUCCAGUCACUUGCGUUACUUCAGAACUGAGUGAGGGACCUUCUUGCAGAGCAAUCAAGACAUGGCGGAGCGUGGGGCCCCGGAGCGGCUGACCCUGUGCCUGGGGAGCUGGCAGGGAGGUCAGUCUGGCAUGAGUUGGGGAAUGCUUGUCUGGCUGAGGUUUCCAUGGGCGGGCCCUAGUUCCUUGACCCUCUGUAGAGAGUGGCUCGUUGAUUGAGCAAGCCUUCCACUUCUCUAGGAAGGAGGGCUGUGCGGGUUCUUCCCAGACCAAAGAGAAUCACUUGUGACUCCAUCAAUUUCAAGGGGACAGAGCCUAUGUAGCAGCUUCUCCUAAUUUUUAACACUAAAAUUCAAGGAAACAGUGAAGGAAAGGACAUAUUACUGCCACAGAUGGAAACGGGGGGACUGGUAGAACUCUCCCCCAGUAUGUGUCAGCUCUCCGGUGCAUCUUGGUGCAUCUUUGCUGAGCUGCCAAAGAUGGCUUGGAAGUUGUUUCCAGACGGGAGAAGGGGUUUGGGGCAGCAGGGCUCCAAAGUAGUAACUGCACUGAAUGACACUUUAAUUUUUUUGGCUUAUUAUUUAGCACUGAGAAGCCAAGAGGGAUCGGUGAUUAUAGUAGCACUAAGGGGGCAGAGGUCCCCUGUGGCCUCGCUUUGGAGAGGAGGCAGGCUCGCUGUUCAUCUGGCUAAUCAGGGAGUCUCUGAAGCCCAGACUGCUUCGCAGCAGGAUAAAGGGCCCUUGAAGAGUCCUUCGCCAAAAGAGUAGUUGCUUUCUUUGAGUUUUCAAAGUUUGACUUCUGAAUUUGCUGGAUCAAAUAACCCACUUUUUCUUUAAAAGAAAAAAGUGGGUUUAUCCUUCUAAAUAUGGGGGGGGACGGUUAGGGCUAGCGCUGUAUUUAAGUGGGUGAGGAGGGAGCAACCUUCAGAAACUUGCAUCGCAAACUCCUUUGGAGGUUGCAAGGAACACUGCUGUUCUUAAAAGGGUUUUAUUUUUAACUUCAUCUGCUUUGUUAACAUCCAGUCCUGUCGAGAUGCACGUGGAGACCAUGGGAAUACCUGGCCACCCGACUCAGAGGGUUGAGAAGGAAACCGGUCUGGACAGCAUGUUGUCUUUUAUCCUUAUGUAAUAUUUUGUUUGUUUUAAAGGACUAAUGUCUAUUACAGUGUUAAUAAAAGUGUAACAUACUAAGUGUGUAGAAUAAAAGUGCAAUAACAAGAGGAAGUUACCUUGGCACAAACCUCAGUCGUUCACUCUCCCUUCCUGUGCUCUUUCCAUAAUACGGCAGACGAGACUGUGUUGUUUUUAAGAGUCAUACCUAUGGGUUAAAUCUUCAUCUAGUGUCGUUUUGGGUGGUUGGGUUUGGUUUUAUAGAGUGUUCUGUAUCCUUGUGGGGUUGCAGAUACCACACGUGCUGUAGAAUAAAGAUCACAUUAACGUUUGAAGCUUA